Messenger RNA from Stereum hirsutum FP-91666 SS1, 2211 nucleotides. RefSeq names its product arginyl-tRNA synthetase. Gene Ontology annotation, biological process: mitochondrial translation; arginyl-tRNA aminoacylation. Gene Ontology annotation, molecular function: arginine-tRNA ligase activity; ATP binding. The record is from RefSeq and is a predicted model, not a curated record. The coding region runs from base 146 to 1927 and encodes 593 amino acids. The transcript has 5 exons. NCBI's taxonomy places the organism in Eukaryota, Fungi, Basidiomycota, Agaricomycetes, Russulales, Stereaceae. Gene Ontology annotation, cellular component: mitochondrion; cytoplasm.
CCCCCUCCCCCCCUCUUGUAUAUAUAUACGCCCCAAAUAUUCACAAAUCAUCCACAGGCGGUCAAUUUUCAUUCGACUCGAUCCUACAGCACCUGCGAUCACAACUCUCCCAGUGACCACGACUAAAACACUUCCGGAUCUCUUCAUGUCUCUACCAUCACUCCCAGAAGUACCUGGAACGGAGCCAGGGCGAUGUGUACUCGAUUCUUUCAGGAUUUCGAUAGCAAAGCGAGUUGCAGAUGCGCUUGGGCCACCGCUGACGGUCGAGAAGGUUUAUGAAGGAGUGGACUACGGGAAGAAGGGUGUUGACUUUACCAUUGCGUUGCCGAGGUUUAGGUUACCCGGUAAGAUCGACGACUUGGCGAAGAAGGUGACCGAAUCGUUUCAAGCCGAUGACUUCAUCUCUUCCGUCCAACACGACAAAGCCUUCCUCCACUUCAUGUGCAACACCGCCUCCCUCACCCGCGCCGUCCUAACCCAAGUCCACACACUCUCGCACGACACCCCCUCCCAAAAGCCCGAGUACGGAUCGAAUACGUCCGGAAAGGGGAAGAAAGUCGUACUCGAGUACUCGAGUCCGAAUAUCGCCAAGAGCUUCCAUGUGGGGCAUUUGAGGAGCACGAUCAUUGGAGCGUUUUUGGCGAAUUUAUAUCAGGCGUGUGGGUGGGACGUUGUCAGCUUGAACUAUCUGGGUGAUUGGGGAACUCAGUUCGGGUUGAUCGCCGUCGGAUUCGAGAAGUACGGCUCACAAGAAGAGCUCCAAAAAGACGCGAUCAAGCAUCUCUACGAUAUCUACGUCAAAAUCAACGCCGACGCAACCAAAGACGAGUCCGUCAAGACCGCCGCUGCCGCCUGGUUUAGGCGCAUGGAGGAUGGCGACGAGUCUGCACUAUCCAAUUGGCGGGUCUGGCGGGAGCUGUCAGUGAAGAAGUACGAGGAGGAAUAUGCGAGGUUGAACGUGAGCUUCGAUGAGUAUACGGGGGAAAGUAAGGUGGGCAAGGAGUGGCAGGAUAAGGCGUUGGAGAGGCUGAAUGAGAUGGGGUUAAUCAGCGAUAUUGAGGGGGCGAAGUUGGUGGAUUUGGAGAAGUGGAAGAUGGGAAAGGCGGUUUUGAGGAAAAAAGACGGAACGUCGAUCUACCUCACUCGAGACAUCGGAGGCGCCAUUGAGCGAUACGAGAAAUAUAAUUUCGAUAAGAUGAUCUACAUUAUCUCCUCCCAACAGGACCUCCAUGUCUCCCAAUUUUUCAAGAUCCUCAAGCUCAUGGAGUUCCCCUGGGCCGACCGUCUCGAACACGUCAACUAUGGUCUCGUCCUGGGUAUGUCUACCAGGAAGGGCACGGCUGUGUUCUUGGACCAGAUCAUCACGGAGGCUGCGGCGGUCAUGCAUGAGCAGAUGAGGAAGAAUGAGGAGAAGUAUGCCGCUAUCGAGGAUCCGGAGUACACGAGUCUGGAAAUCGGUAUCACCGGUAUCAAGAUCCAGGACAUGGCUGCCAAGCGAAUCAAUAACUACAACUUCAGCUGGGACCGAAUGAAAUCCUUCGAGGGCGACACCGGUCCCUACCUCCAAUACGCCCACGUCCGUCUCGCCUCCGUCGCUCGCAAAAACCCCGAAAUCUUCCCCCUCCCACCUCCCUCUGAAAUUGACACUUCCCUUCUCAUCGAGCCCGCCGCUCGCGAAAUCGUAUUCCUCCUCGGCACAUACCCCGACGUCGUCAAGACGGCGCUCAAAACGCAUGAGCCGAGCGGAGUGGUGACCUUCUUGUUUAGGUUGAGCCAUGCGAUCUCAAGUGCGUGGGAGACGGUGGUGAUCAAGAGUGAGGCGGAUGUGGAGAAGAAGAAGGCGAGGAUGUGGUUGUAUCUUUGUGCGAGGGACGUGCUUGGGGCGGGAAUGAGGCUGUUGAGCAUUAGGCCGUUGGACAGGAUGUGAGCUGUGCAGCAUAUAUAACGAGACGCUCGUGCAGUGCGACUUGGCGGUAGAUAGACUGAAGACGUGUCUGCGAAGUGCUAAUUUUCUUGUACUUGAUGCCAGUAGUUUUUAUUAGACGCGCAUCAUCUCAAUGUUGCUUUCGACUAGGACGUUUGUCCCACAUUGGGUACCAUCAGACCUGGGUUAUUCGUGGUCAAACCAGUUUCAGACAGAUGCUGGCAAGUACGCACGCCGCCAGUUAGCUGGCUGUAACCGUCUCAUACAGAGGAGAUGACUGGGAAUAU